This is a messenger RNA of Trichoderma asperellum CBS 433.97, 1011 nucleotides long. RefSeq lists its product as uncharacterized. Lineage: Eukaryota; Fungi; Ascomycota; Sordariomycetes; Hypocreales; Hypocreaceae. Gene Ontology annotation, biological process: regulation of transcription by RNA polymerase II. The record is from RefSeq and is a predicted model, not a curated record. Gene Ontology annotation, molecular function: cyclin-dependent protein serine/threonine kinase regulator activity. Gene Ontology annotation, cellular component: nucleus.
AUGUAUCCCGCAUCCAUGUACCUAUACGGCCUCCCACUUCGGUCGUAUAACGGGGUUAACGGCGAGAAGAUCGCCACAGCCUUAGCAGCAAUGAGCCAUUUCGCGAAUCCGCUGGCGACGCCUUCACAGCUCUACCAGCGCGCAUCCGCCUCAUCGCUGCCGCAAGAUCUCCAUGAGGCCAUCUUCGUUGCGACACAAUGCCUGACCCAAGCGGCCGGCCGGCUCUUGCAGCUGCCCCAGUCGGUAACGGCGCAGGCCAAUGUCCUGUUGGCGCGGUAUUGGGUGGUAGACUCGCCUAUGGCUCAUGAAUUCAGCGACGUAUCCGCUGCUACGAUAUACCUCGUCUCAAAGCUGGGGCCCAUUCCUCGUUCCCCACGGGAUGUCUCCAAUGUCUACGCGUAUCUAGCAUCUUCCAAUUCAGCACUUUUUUCUACAGACGAGCCACCAAAGAACGAUCCACGGGCAUAUUACCAAUCAGAAGCUGAUUAUUAUGCCUUCCAGCAGCGCAUGCUGAGCUUGGAAGCUCGUAUUCUUCAAUCGCUAUCGUUUGAUACUCACGUCGCUCUUCCACACCCGCUGGCUAUCACCUACCUUCAGACUCUGGACUUCCUGUCACAGCCACGAACAACCGUCUCUCUGCGCGUGAUUCAAUACCUCAAUACAUCUCUGCUAUCGCCACAGAUGCUCUACGUCACUCACCAGCCGCACGCUUUGGCCACGGCGGCGAUAUACAACGCGGCCCGCGAUUUGGGUGCCAAGAUGCCGGAGCAUGAGUGGUGGGAGGUAUUUGAUGUUGACCGAGAAGAGCUGGGCUUUUUGGUAGUUGCUAUGCGAAGCGUGGAAGGGUGGAUGCAGAAGCUCAAAGAUGAAAUUCCAACCUUUGGAAGCGAGAUGCUAAAGAGGGGCAUGAUUGAAGACGAGUUGAAGAAGAGAGGUCUACCUGUCGACGGCGGAGACAAGGCAGCCGUGGAUGAGGAAGAUGAAGUCAUGCGAAUGAUGGACAGUCGAUGA